This is a messenger RNA of Epinephelus moara (kelp grouper), 1425 nucleotides long. RefSeq names its product dixin-like. Lineage: Eukaryota; Metazoa; Chordata; Actinopteri; Perciformes; Serranidae. Gene Ontology annotation, biological process: canonical Wnt signaling pathway. The record is from RefSeq and is a predicted model, not a curated record. The transcript is spliced from 12 exons. The annotation marks the transcript as partial. Gene Ontology annotation, cellular component: cytosol. Gene Ontology annotation, molecular function: protein binding.
UCCCAGCCAGAGUAACGGUAGCUGUCGCUUCCGAUCUCUCAAUUGUUUCGGUUUGUUGACGUUUGCAGGAGUCUUGCAGCAGCUAGUAACGGGGGUCUGCCCGUUGUUUCAGCCGAGUGGUGUCAGAGUCAAUGAAGCUAGCUAGCUAAACGAGCUAACGUUAGCUUAAAUGGGUUUUAGAGUCAAAAGAUGAUCGCCUCACUUUCUAGAGGAAGUUUGCUGGACGAGGUUCUUCAUGGGGGCUUUAAUGAGCAGCAGCUGGCAGCCUAUGUUUCCUGGGUGAACUCUCAGCUGAAGAGGAAACCAGGCCUGAAGCCUAUCACCAACCUCAGACAUGAUCUGCAGGAUGGGGUGGUGCUCACACAGCUCAUAGAGAUAGUUGCUGGGGAAACGCUGGAAGGAGUGUAUGUUGCUCCACGAAACAAAGAGGAAAGCAGGAAAAAUGUGGAGCAAGUCUUGCAGUUCAUUUCCUCCAGACACAUACGCAUGCCACACAUAUCUGCAAGAGACAUUGUCGAUGGUAAUCUGAAAUCGGUAAUGAGGAUAAUUCUGGCACUGGCUGCCCAUUUCAAACCCUCAGCCAAUCACAGGGCCGCUUCUGGAAACAGGAGGAGUUUAACAAGAGGCACUGCCAGCCACAACCCUCUCUCCACUGUUGCACUAGCCCAAGGUGCCGCUGCUGCACUAGCAUCAGCACGACUUGAUGCCUCGCAGCCAGCGCGCUCCGUACGUAUCCACAGUGGCUGGGGGUUGGAUGUGGAUAAGGCUGUGUGUGUUCGUGCACUGGUUGAGCAGUAUGAAAGAGGAGCCCCGGAUGAGCCCGACAGCUCUCACUCCAACAGCUCCGUCAGUCCGCUGUCAUCUCCCAGAGCUCCACUCAGCAGCCACUCAGACAGACAGCAGGAGGACAGCCAACAACAACAGGAGGGUGGUGUUGGUGAGUGCUGUCCCACCACAAACUCUCACGUUGGAGUGGAGACCGCGUUGGAGGAUUCUCUCAGUGAAACUUUGGAGAAGGAGGUGCAGGAGACACGUAAAAUGGUGUCUGCUUUACAGGCCCUGCUGCUUCAUGGUUCACUGCCUGAGGACGAGCAGGAUGUGUCCUUGAUUUUGGACCAAGGCAGUGCUGAACAGCAACUGGUGGUCAUUCGCAGUCGUUUGGACCAGAGCAUGGAGGAGGCUCAGGAGCUGAAGAGGGAACUGCUGCGCUGUAAGCAGGAGAUGAGAAACCUGCAGGGAGUCAAGGAUGCCCAGCAGCAGAGGCUGUGCACGCAGGAGGCAUCGAUACUACAGAUGAAGCAAGAACUUCUCAGAGCCAGCAUGACGAAGGAUGACCUCAACAACCAGAACGCUGAGCUACAGUGGAAGCUGGAGGAAUGCAACAGGCUGUGGGGUGAAUGCAAGAAGGAGAUAGGACAGAAGGAC